This is a messenger RNA of Lotus japonicus, 3210 nucleotides long. Its product is annotated as pentatricopeptide repeat-containing protein At5g65560. Lineage: Eukaryota; Viridiplantae; Streptophyta; Magnoliopsida; Fabales; Fabaceae. Bases 205 to 2895 code for a protein of 896 amino acids. Gene Ontology annotation, molecular function: protein binding. The record is from RefSeq and is a predicted model, not a curated record. The transcript has a single exon.
UAAGCAUUCCCACAUCGUGGGCUCGUGGCAAUUUAAUCAGAGACCAGAACCCGCGGCUAUGAACGAACCACGAUUUCCAAACCCUGCUUCAUCUCUCUCACACAACACUGCAAUCACAGUUUGAUCAUCUUCCAACAACCAAUGCAAUUGUCACAGAGAAAGCAUAAGCUCCCACAGUGACCAACCCUCGUUCAUGGCUUCUAGAUGAGAAAACUCACACCCUUUUCCACUCUUCUCCAUCACAACAACAGCCUCCUUAAACCCCUUAAACCCUUCUCUUCGUCUUCACUGCAACCCGAUCUCCCUUCUCAGAUCUUCACCAUCCUCUCUCGCCCCCAAUGGCGAAAAGAUCCCACCGUUAACACCCUUAUCCCCUCUCUCACCACAACCCACCUCUCCUCCCUCUUCAACCUCAACCCUCACCCUCUCACCGCCUUGAACUUCUUCCGCUGGAUCCGCCGCCAACACGGCUUCACCCACACCGUUCGUUCCCACGAGCCGCUUCUCCUCCUCCUUGUGCGUAAUGGGUUGCUUCGUGCUGCUGAGAAUGUUCGAAACUCCAUGAUAAAGUCAUCUCUCUCCCCCCAUGAUGCGAGGUUUGUGCUGAAUCUUUUGCGCCGUAUGAACAAUAGUGAUGAUGAGAAGCUAGCUUUUAAGCUUUCUGUUACCUCGUAUAAUAGGCUUCUCAUGUGCUUGUCGCGUUUUGCUAUGGUUGAUGAAUUGGGGAGUUUGUAUAAGGAGAUGUUGGAUGGCGGGGUUGUUCCGAAUUUGAUAACGCUGAAUACCAUGUUGAAUGCUUAUUGCAAAUUGGGGAACAUGGUUGUGGGGGAGCUUUAUUUUUCUAGGUUGCUAAUAGGUGGUUUUUGUCCUGAUGCAUUCACUUACACUUCGUUGAUUUUGGGUUACUGUAAAAAUCAUGCUGUGGAUAGAGCUUGUAGAGUGUUUGAGCUUAUGCCGCAGCGAGGCUGCCCGAGGAACGAGGUUUCGUAUACUAAUCUUAUUCAUGGGCUCUGUGAAGCUGGGCGGCUCGAUGAGGCUCUCGAGUUGUUCUUGCAAAUGAAGGGGGAUAAGUGUUUUCCCACGGUUCGAACUUAUACUGUUCUCAUAGGGGCGCUCUGUGAGUCGGGUAAGGAGGUGAAGGCUUUGAAAUUUUUUGAGGAGAUGGUGGAUAGUGGUUGUGAGCCGAAUGUUUAUACUUACACUGUGUUGAUUGAUUACUUCUGCAAACAGAGCAGGAUGGAUGAGGGGAUGGAAAUGUUAAACAAAAUGCUGGAGAAAGGCUUGGCUUCUAGUGCUGUUCCGUACAAUGCCUUGAUUGCUGGGUAUUGUAAGCGUGGGAUGAUGGAUGACGCCAUGAAUGUUUUGGUUAUGAUGGAGUCGAAUAAAGUUUGUCCAAAUGCUCGUACACUUAAUGAACUGAUUUGUGGGUUUUGUGGGAACAAAAGCAUGGACAGGGCAAUGGCAUUGCUUAAUAAAAUGUUUGAAAAAAAGCUGUCUCCGGACCUCAUCACGUAUAACACAUUAAUCCACGGGCUGUACAAAGCAGGUGUUGUAGAUAGUGCUUGCCGAUUGUUUGAUUUGAUGAUUAAAGAUGGUCACAUUCCUGAUCUGUGGACCUUUAGUGCUUUGAUAGAUGGCCUCUGUAGAACGGGUAAGAUAGAGAAAGCUCAUCAGAUCUUUGAGUCUCUGAAGGAAAAACAUGUCAAAGCAAAUGAACAUAUAUAUACAGCCUUGAUUGAUGGAUACUGCAAGGCUGGGAAAAUUCAAGAUGCCCAUUUAUUAUUUAAAGGGAUGCUUGCAGAGGAUUGUUUGCCAAACUCUAUCACGUUUAAUGUAUUGAUAGAUGGCAUGCGCAAAGAGGGGAAAAUGCAAGAUGCAAUGUCGUUGGUGGAUGACAUGGUAAAGUUUGAUGUGGUGCCUACUGUUCGCACAUAUACAAUUCUCAUUGAGGAAAUGCUGAAGGGAGGUGACUUUGACCGUGCUAAUAGGAUCCUCAACCAAAUGAUUUCAAUUGGAUAUCAGCCUAACGUCGUCACAUAUACUGCAUUUAUCAAGGCAUAUUGCUGCCAAGGAAGGUUAGAGGAUGCUGAAGAGAUGGUGGCCAAGAUUAUGAAAGAAGGCAUAGUACUUGACUCCUUGAUCUAUGAUUUAUUAAUUAAUGCAUAUGGAUGUGUGGGACAACUAGAUGGUGCAUUUAGUGUUCUCAAACGCAUGUUUGAUACUGGCUGUGAGCCUUCGCGCCAAACUUUUUCCAUCCUAAUGAAGCAUCUAAUAAAUGAAAAACAUAAGAUGGAAGGGAGCAAUCCUGUUUCUCUGGAUUUAAAUUCAACUAAUAUCUCAGUUGACUAUGCAGAUAUAUGGAAGAUAACUGACUAUGAAAUCACAACUAUGCUCCUUGAGAAAAUGGUGGAAUAUGACUGUGUGCCUAAUGUAAACACUUAUAGCAGGCUUAUUAAAGGAUUUUGCAAGGUGGAACGCAUGGACAUAGCCUUCAGAUUGUUCAAUCAUAUGAGAGAAAGUGGAAUUUCUCCAUCUGAGAAUAAUCAUAAUUCUCUUCUUAGUGGUUGCUGCAAGUUGGGAAUGCAUGGGGAGGCAUUGGGAUUGUUAGAUUCUAUGAUGGAGUGUAGUCAUUUGGCUCAUCUAGAAUCCUACAAGUUUCUCAUUUGUGGGUUAUUUGAACAAGGGGACAAAGAGAAGGCUAAAGUAGUUUUUCAUAGUUUACUAAGUCGUGGGUACAAUUACGAUGAAGUGGCUUGGAAAGUUCUAAUUGAUGGCUUAGCUAAGAGGGGGUGUGUGGAUCAAUGCUCAGAAUUGUUGAAUAUUAUGGAGAAAAAUGGUUGCUGUUUACAUUCUGAGACUUGCUCUAUGUUAAAUCAGGAACUAAAUGGAAAUUAACAAAUUGAUUGUUUAUUUUACCCUGGAAUGGAACAGGGGAAAAGAGGCUUCCCAUUAUUAUUAUCAUCAGUUUUUUUUGAUGAAUCUUGUUAAGGUUGUACAGAUGGAAGAACACCUGCAAUUUUGAAAUACACUCUGAAUACACUUACUCUAUGUCUCUGUCUAAACUGGUGAGCUGGGAUCAGCUCUUUUUGCGGUAAUACUUAACAGUCACAGACAAGUCUAAUCACACGGAGAGAGAGCAAUCAGCAGAAGAUCAAGAGGCGAGUGACUAUAUAAAUUCUUGAGAGAGGGCAAUCAGCAGAAGAUCAAGAG